AGCAGUUUCCUGUGGUGGGCAUGAGUAUCAGUCGUGGUCUCAGUAGUGUGCUGCAGCCGUCCAUGGAUUUUACUCACAGAUAUAAACAGGUGGAUGUGUACAAAAAUCGUACGCAUCUUAGGAACACUAUUUAGGAUGUAAUUGAUGAACUUGUUGGUGUUGCUUUAGCCAGGUUUGUCUAUCUCUCCACCCUGAGGAUGGAAGGUGGUCCGAGCCCUCGGAAGACCUUUGUGUCAACUUUUCAUCUGGUGCUUAAGCCAUCUGCCCCCAAGUUUGUAGAAAGGGGAGCACAGCUUGAUGUUCCGGGGAACAGCAAGCUGGAAAACGCAUCUAAAGGAAACAAACAGACCCCUACGCAUCCUCUUAAGGAUUCUCAUGUUAAAGAACCUCUGAGGAAUUGCAAAGUUGAAGCCGGAAGUGAUGACACAAAUAAUGGCAUUAUCGCAGGAAGUCAGCCUCUCAGUGUUUCCUUGUUACAUAACGGUCCUCCAGUGGAGUUCCAGGGCUCCCAAGAGCAGAUGGAGGUUAGGGUUGGGAAGCCUGCCAGACUCCACUGUGUCUUUAGCAGUCUCUGUCUUCCUGUGGUGUCCUGCUGGGUCCACAACAGAGAAAAGGUGCUUGUAAAUGGACCACGGACCAAUGUAAAGAGUCGUGAGACGGAGAGCUGUGUGGAGAUAUCCCAGACUUGUUCAGAUGAUGCCGGCUCCUACACCCUAGUGGUGAGGAACCGAAGGGGCUGUGCUUAUCACACAGUCGUUCUCAGUGUCAUAGACCGCCCCCAUCGCCCAGCCUCCAGCCCCGUCAUCUCCCAACUCUCCUCCAAGUCUUUGGUCCUCUCCUGGACUGGGCCUAGCUAUGACGGCGGAAGCGCCAUCACUGGUUACAUAGUAGAAGUCAGACAAGAGGUUCCUGACAAGCCUGGGGACUGGACUGAACUGACCACCCACUGUAUGAACACCUCGUAUCGGGUACGCUCAGGCCUGGAGCCUCUGGGGCAGUAUCGCUUCAGGGUGAGGGCCUCCAACUCUGUGGGGACCAGUGAGCCGAGUAACAUGUCCGACUGCGUCAAGAUGGACACUAAAGGAGAAAAGAAAGAAGAACAUGAAUCUUACGUCACUUUUACCAUUGACACCAAAAACAAAGUAAAAGACCAUUACAACAUACAUGAGAAGCUGGGGGUGGGCAAGUAUGGACAGGUGUUCCGUCUGGUUCACAAGGAGACAGGUCAGGUGCAUGCUGGGAAAUUUUACAAAGGACGCAGUUCCAAGGAAAAAGCUGCAGCACUCCGAGAAAUUGAGCUUAUGAACUGUCUCCACCACCCCAAACUGGUCCAGAGCCUGGGGGCUUACCAUACCCAUUCUGAGAUUGUCAUGGUGUUGGAGUACAUCGCCGGCGGGGAGCUGUUUGAACGCAUUGUGGACGAAAACUACGAACACAAUGAGCCCACAUGUGCUCGCUACAUGCAGCAGCUCCUGGAGGGUAUCCAGUAUGUUCACAAGCAGAAUAUCAUCCAUCUGGACCUUAAGCCUGAGAACAUCGUGUGUGUGGACACCACUGGAACCCGUAUCAAGAUCAUUGAUUUUGGCUUGGCCCAUAGACUAGAUCCUGCUGUUCCACUGAUGUUGUUGCAUGGAACCCCAGAGUUUGUGGCCCCUGAGGUCAUCAAUUAUGAACCAGUCGGCCUGAAAACAGACAUGUGGAGCAUUGGAGUCAUUUGCUUUGUCUUGUUGAGUGGUGAGUCCCCAUUCCAGGGUAACAGUGAUGCAGAGACCUUGGCUCUAGUGACGGCUGCUUGCUACAAGUUUGACGAAGACAGUUUUGAGGACAUCUCUGACCAGGCUAAAGACUUCAUUGGCUCCCUUCUCAAGAAGGACAUAAGAUGUCGGCUGUCAUGUGAUGAGGCUCUGGCCCACCCUUGGUUGGUUUCCUUCACCUCCAUGAUCCGCCGACCCACCAAGUCCCUCAGAAAAGACAAGAUGAAACACUUCCUGGCCAGGCGCAAAUGGAGGAAAACAGGUAAAGCUGUUCUGGCACUACAACGUAUGGGCAACCUCUCCAGCAAGCCAUAUCCUCCAUGCAGCUCUGGGGAGGAACCUGCUGGGGCCCCCGAAGCAAAGCUGGCAAUCCAGUCUUUGGAGAAGAAGCUAGAGAGUGCGCCUUACUUUGACAAGGUCCUAAAGGACAUCACCUUACCCAGUGGUGCCACUGCCCGCCUGACCAGCCACAUUCAGGGUCACCCAGAACCAAAGGUAGAAUGGCUCCACGAUGGAAUCCCUGUUGAGCAGUCUGCCAGGGUCACUGUUGAGUACGAAAAGGAUGGCCUGUGUGUGUUGGUCCUGACUGGCCUGGUUCCUGCCGACUCUGGAGUUUACGAGUGCAGAGCCACCAAUGACCGAGGAAGGGCGCUGUCUACAGCCAAAUUAACUGUUGAGCUCUGAACAACAAAUGCUGUGAAAAGACUUAACCAGAGAGGGAGAUUGGGUAUGGUCUCAACUGUUGAUCCACACUAAAUGUUUCUUAAGGUG
Osmerus eperlanus (European smelt) is the source of this 2525-nucleotide messenger RNA. Its product is annotated as myosin light chain kinase, smooth muscle-like. The record is from RefSeq and is a predicted model, not a curated record. NCBI's taxonomy places the organism in Eukaryota, Metazoa, Chordata, Actinopteri, Osmeriformes, Osmeridae. Gene Ontology annotation, molecular function: ATP binding; protein binding; protein kinase activity. The coding region runs from base 198 to 2438 and encodes 746 amino acids. The transcript has 16 exons. Gene Ontology annotation, biological process: protein phosphorylation.